Messenger RNA from Cantharellus anzutake, 620 nucleotides. RefSeq lists its product as uncharacterized. The transcript has 2 exons. Lineage: Eukaryota; Fungi; Basidiomycota; Agaricomycetes; Cantharellales; Hydnaceae. The coding region runs from base 127 to 468 and encodes 113 amino acids. The record is from RefSeq and is a predicted model, not a curated record.
GCCGAGGAUCAUAGGGUGGUGUGUAUAAGUCAUAGCGCCAUGGCUUCGUGACGGGUACGUACAUCCCGCGAGCAGGGCUGACUUUCAGGUAGGAUCGGAAUAUGGCCUGACGAAAGGGUUGCCGUCAUGAUGCUUAUGAUAAACGCGGUUCAGGUUUGUUCUUCCGUUUGGUUCGUUUCUCGCACUUCGGCCGUGGCCACAGAAGGGCAGAGAAGGUACAAGCAGUUGCGCUCCCCUGUUUCAGUUGUGGAUUCGGUUCAUCGAACACAACUGUGCCACUUCCUCACUUCCUAUCGUUGUUCGCGUAACGGAUAUGGCAUGUUUGGAGAAUCGCGGAAGGAGCGCAAGUCAAGUAGUCGCGCGAAGCUGGGUGUUCGUAAUCUCGCUGACGGAUGGCGGAAAAAAAAAGGGACGGCCACUGCACGACGUUGGUUGCAGGGCCUUUUGAUUGAGGCUUGUACACAUUAAAUUUGAGUCUAAUGGUGUUAUCUUGAUGCCUGUGUUGCUUCUUGUCCGAGCUGAUGCCGAUCAGGCCGGGAGAUGCCAGCUCAUGAUGUUUGGUGAUCGGUCUAUCUAUAUGGGGUAUGGAGAUGUAAGCACUGUCAUACAUAAUUCGGUAU